AUGUUCGAGAAAAAGUUCAACAUUGAAGUACAAACUUUACAGCCUUUACGUGAGUUUCUUGCACAACUGAAAGAAGAAGGUAGUCAGCCACAACUUAUAGACUUUCAUUAUGAAUUUAAUGAAAAUGAAGAUGGAACACAUGACUGUCAGUUUGUUAUAUAUUCACCAUUCAAUGAAGUAGCUAAAAAGAAAGAAAAUCCAUUACGUAUAAGAUUUCAAAUCUCUGAACCAAGUGAUGAUUUCAAGAAUGUUUUCAAUUAUGAUGCAAUGCUUCCGAGGAAAAAUGAAUUUUCAAAGAUUGUAACACCUGGCAUUUGGGAUAGAAAGCAAGCUAUAUUAUAUUCAAACUUAAGUAA
Trichomonas vaginalis G3 is the source of this 356-nucleotide messenger RNA. RefSeq lists its product as uncharacterized. The transcript has a single exon. The annotation marks the transcript as partial. Lineage: Eukaryota; Parabasalia; Trichomonadida; Trichomonadidae. The record is from RefSeq and is a predicted model, not a curated record.